Molecule: messenger RNA, 724 nt
Organism: Mollisia scopiformis
Lineage: Eukaryota; Fungi; Ascomycota; Leotiomycetes; Helotiales; Mollisiaceae
Exons: 3
Coding region: 82-594 (170 amino acids)
Source: RefSeq, a predicted model, not a curated record
UUCUUCAGCCUCUUCUCAGACAUCAAUAAAAUCACGCCCAUAUAUGUUUUUUUUUUCAAGGAGCAUUCAUUCGAAAUUAUAAUGAUCCCGAUAUUUUCUCAACGAUCAUCACAUCAUAACCGAAUACCCUUCACGAACUCCACGCCUUGUAACUACAAAAGCCCCAAUAUCCCCGCAAUUACCAUCCCAACCCACCCCUCAGUGAUCCUCCUCUCACCUCCACUGCUCUGCAGCCCUCCUGGGCCCGUUGAAGAUGCACUGCUGCUGGCCGAGCUUGAGUUUGUGCUCGUAGGUCCUACGGUCGUGAUCUGUGUCGUGGUCGUUGGUCCUGUGAUUGUCGUUCCACCGCCGCCGGGUAAGACACAAGUGCAGGUCGGCUUGGCGCUACACGGGAAAGGUCCUUGGGUCCCAGUCCAUAUUGUUGUCUGGCCAUGGCAUUUGUUAUCAUAUGGGCAGGUUGUCAGCGUUGUGAUUGAUGUCACUGUCACGGUAGAGUUUGAGAAGCAUCCGUGCAUGAGGACGAGGAGGACGAAGUUGAGCUGCUUGAGCUCAAGCACGAGGCAUCAGUACAAGAUGAGACGCUACUGGAGAUAGAGCUUGACAACGAGGACGAAGACGACACCGACGUAGCACACGGAAUACGGAGGACAGCCGUCGAAGUCUGGCAUCCUUGAUGGCAAGUCGUCUCGCAGAAUGUGGUCGUGGGAAGCCCAGUGAGACAGUC